AUGGCGGGGGAAGGCAACGGCCGCGCGGAGCUUCCCCGGAUCGCGGUGAUCGGCGCCGGCAUCUUCGCGCGCACGCAGUACAUCCCAAGGCUCCGCGAGAUCGCGCACCUCGUCGUCCUCAAGGCCAUCUGGAGCCGCACCCAGGAAUCUGCAAAGGCGGCCGCGGAGCUUGCUCGUGACUUCGCGCCUGAUAUCGAGUGCAAGUGGGGUGAUGCGGGCCUGGAGGAGAUCAUGGGAGAUAGUUCAAUCAUCGGCGUUGCUGUUGUUCUCGCUGGGCAAGUCCAGGUUGAGCUUUCCCUAAAGAUGCUCAAGGCUGGAAAACAUGUUAUUCAAGAGAAACCUGCUUCUGGAUCAACAACAGAAGCAGAAACUGCACUGUCAAUCUACAACUCACUUCCAAACCAGUUCCCGCAUAAACCCAUUUGGGCUGUCGGUGAGAACUACAGAUUCGAACCUGCCUUUAUUGAGUCAAGCAAGCUGAUCAAUGAUAUCGGGGAUAUGAUGCACAUCCAAGUUAUCAUCGAAGGGUCAAUGAACAGUUCAAACCCAUAUUUUAAUAGCACCUGGAGACGCAAUUUUGUGGGUGGUUUCAUUCUGGACAUGGGUGUUCACUUCAUUGCAGGACUACGAAUGCUUGUAGGUUCAGAAAUCACAAGUGUAUCAUCUAUCUCCCGUCAUGUGGAUAUGACUUUGCCGCCACCAGAUAACAUAUGUUCCCUUUUCCAACUAGAAAAUGGAUGUGCUGGUGUCUUUGUGUUUGCAGUCAAUUCAAGAUCACCAAAGAUAUUAUGGCGGGUCGAUGGAACAAAAGGAACAAUUCAGGUAGAACGUGGAGUUGAUAGUGGAAAACAUGGCUACCAGGUGUUAUUCUCUGGUGAAAAUGGGCAGUGCCAGAGGACAUUUUACCCAUUCUGUGGAGUGAAUGAAGAACUGAAGACAUUUGUCCAAGACAUGUUGGCAGCUGGCAAAGAUGGAGAUCACAAAGCUGAACCCCGCAGUUCCUAUGUCGAAGGCGCCUGUGAUGUUGCUGUGCUAGAAGCCAUGUUGGAAUCUAGUGCGAAGCAAGGAGCCCCAGUUCAACUUUGCAAAGGUGACUUAUUUUUUGUGGAAAAUCAGGCUGAAUUAAGUCUUGAGAGAAUUCAUGCCUGA
Molecule: messenger RNA, 1149 nt
Organism: Miscanthus lutarioriparius
Lineage: Eukaryota; Viridiplantae; Streptophyta; Magnoliopsida; Poales; Poaceae
Source: the annotation of a GenBank genome assembly